UAUUCCCUGGUUGCAUGUAGUUGUAGCUUCGAUGGCCGUACAAUAACGAUCGACUCGAUUUUUUCCUUUAGUGUCCUAAUUCGAUAUUUUUUAUUAAUCAAAUCUGUAUUUUGUGCAUGAUUUUUUGGCAUUCUCAUUUUUGACCCACCCGUCUUGUGUGAACUUGGUUGAACGCGUAAUUCAGAAGAGAAAAAGAUCAAGAUGGGAAAUACUCCAAGCAACUUGUCCAACAAAGAAGAAGAAGAUCUUUGGUGGAGGCACGAUAAAAUCGAAAAAAUCAUCCAGCAUGAAGAUUGCCAUACCUCAAAUCAAUCGUUCGACGAGUUCUCCGAGGAAUUCAAUAAGAAAAGGGACAAGCGGAAACAGAUUUUGGAACAGAAACGUAAAGAAAUACAAGGCAUAAGGGAAGAACUUAAUAUUUUGAGACAAGAAAACGAAAGAUUGAGAAAUUCCCAAACACAAGAACGAAGUGAAGGAGAAGAUGGACAAAUAGAAUUCUUAAGGCGUCAGAAUCAGAGUCUACGCGAGGAAUUGCUCGAGAUGAGAAGCAGAGAGGAAAAUGUUGCGGAUAUUAUGGAGAAGAAUAAAGAACUGAGAAUAAGUGUUAGUGAAAUGCAAAACGAAUUACAAAAAAUGAACUCUAGUCUAUUAGAUUUCGAAGAUCAGAAAGGGGAUUAUAAAAGGCACGUUGUUGCUUUGAAGGAUGUGAUAAAAGUUUCGAAAGAGUUACUACAAAUUCGGGAGACAGAACUGAAAGAGUUGAAGGAAAAAUUAAAAUCCAUUGAAACAGCAUUCAAUGAGAGAGAAGCGUCACUCAUGUCGAAUGAUUUGAAAAGGGAGUACGAAAAGCAACUACAGAAUAUGCGGACAUUAAGAGAAUUAUAUGAAGAAAGAAGCAGAACUCACAAGAGGGAGGCUGCUCUUCUGAGAUCUAACCUGGAGGAUAAAGAGAAAGAAUUGGAGAAAAGUGCUCAAAAAAUGAGCGAACUUCAAGAGAGAAUAAGUGAACUUGAAAAAGAUACUUCUGAUAAAUAUGAUACCAUAAAAUCCUUAGAAUCAAAUAUGGGCUUGGUAAGAGCUGAAGCCAGACAAUAUCAAGCCGAAUUAGCUGUAAUUAAUCAGCUCUUUUCACACAUUCUACUGGCCUUCAAUAAUUCACCGGAACUAGAUUUCGAUAAACUUCUGAAGAGACUUGAGGAAAACCAUGACCUCCUCAAAGAUAUCGUCAAUAAUGAGGUAUCGAGUGAAGUAUCAUCAGCCCUCCCAAAAGUUCUUCUCGAUUUGGUUAAUCAAAUAUCUGGUGAAAAAGACACGCUUGAAGUUGAGGAGUGUAAUAAGAAAAAAUCACAAGAAGGAACUGAUUCAGCAUCUACCUCUUAUAAUCUGAAUAGUCCCGCUGAAAUAGCUGAAAAUCUUCCAAAGGUUUGGCGAGUUUUGAUAGAGCUUCUGAGUCAUCAAUCAGCUAAUUCCUCGGAUCAAGCAACCAGUGACGAAGAGGAUGAAAAUCGUUGCUUCAAAACUGUUACCACCCCAAAAGGGCCUAGUUUGGUUUUGAGUGUCAGCAAAACGUUCUUCAGACUAAAGGAACUGAUCGUUGAGAAGAAAACAUUAGAAAAAGACAUGAACAAUUUGAAGCAACUCAACUCUCAUUUGGAGAGCAGAUUGCAGGAACAGGAGAAGAGAUUCGAAUUUGUUUCUACUGAACUAUCGAAAACAUGGAAUUUCGUGGGAAAAUUGCAGAAGGAGCACAAACUUCUGCAUACCCAAGAACAAAUUCUACGUUACGAAUUAGCCCAAAAACGCAAACUGCUCAAGGAACUCAAGGAAGAACUGGAAUAUAGUCGAGAAAAGUGGCAAGAAGCUAGAGAAAAAAACUCGAAGACUGAAAGGGAAUGGCUAGUACUCAGAAAUGAAUUUGCUGCCAGAAGAACUGCGAUAGUUGAAGAUGGAAACAGUGUUGAAAGCGGAUAUAGUGACGAAAGAGAAGGAUCCAGUGACGAAGAACCAGGUUACGAAACAGAUAUUUCAGAGUGUAACACGAAAGCCGACGGAAUUUGCGAAGAUGAUGUAGAAGAUAUUGAAACACAAAGAAGCCUUGUGAACGAAGCAAGUAUGAGCGAAUUGCCAAGUGUAGAGAGUCGAUCGACAACAAACUCUGAAUGCUCGAUUCUAAACGUUAUUGACAGUGAAAUAUCGGAUAUUCCAACAACACUCUCAAGUGAAAUUAAUGCUGAAAUUUCGGAAACACAUGGUGAAAUUGAAGAACUGAAGGACAUAGAAGCUGGCUGUACCUCUGAAAUUCCGGACUGCACAAAUAAUGAUAGAGAUAAUGUAGAUACCACGGAAUCACCACAAGGUAGUAGUUCUACAGAAAAUAAAAUUGGAUCUGAUUCAUCUUCUACUCAAACAUUAUCUUUCGAAGAGAGACUCGCUGCAAGAGAUGAAAGGCUAAAAAGACUUGAAGGCCAAUGCAAAGCCUUAGUGUCUCAGGUCACAAAUACAUCGAAUAGAAGUACAGCUAUUUGUAAUAAACUAGAAGAUCUUCACGAAAUAUAUGGGGAAAGUUCCAGAGAACCACAGAUGCGAGAAGCAUCAGAAGAAAAUAAUACUGAUUGCAGUGAUGAAGAAAGUUGAUUCCAAAUUUCUAAGAAAAUUAUUGAUGUUAAUCUUGUCGCAAUGAAUUUCCUGUUGAAAAAAUUGAACAGUUACACAAUUAUACAAAUUUCAAACGCAAUGAUGUUGUUCUAUAUGAGUAUUGCUAUAUACGAUCAAGGUUUAAAGAGGAACAAAAAAUAAAGAAAAAUCGAUUUAGGAAUUCAUUGAUCUCAUUGUAUCGUUUAUGUCAAUCGAAUAAGACUUAUCAGGACUGUUCAUCUAAUAUUGCGAUUAUUACUUGACAAUAAUAUGAAAUGUGAGUAGUGAGUAAGAGGCUGAAUGUUUAUACUUUUGAUAUUCACCAUAGAAACAAUAUUAGGAAUGUCGUCUUUUUCAUGAACCAUAUAUACUUAUUGAUAUUAUUUAUAACGUAUCAAUUAUUUUUGAAAAUAAAUGUAUAUCUGAAAGCUA
Coccinella septempunctata (seven-spotted ladybird) is the source of this 3066-nucleotide messenger RNA. Its product is annotated as trichohyalin. NCBI's taxonomy places the organism in Eukaryota, Metazoa, Arthropoda, Insecta, Coleoptera, Coccinellidae. The transcript has 8 exons. Bases 202 to 2634 code for a protein of 810 amino acids. The record is from RefSeq and is a predicted model, not a curated record.